UUAUUUAUUUAUUUUCAAAAGUGAGCGCUAACCCUCAAAUUGAAAAUUCAAACCAUAAUAUAUUUCGGGUUCUGAAUCUCUCGCUUUCAGGCUUUCUCCCUCUCACAUAAACACUCUUUGGUGGCGAAUCUUGAGAAAAGAAAGCAAAAUUUGAACAUUGGUUGGUGGGAAACUAAGAAAGCGUCGCCAGUACUCUUUAAUUGUGGUUUUUCGUGAGGCUGCUAUUCUGAUUUGUAUCAAAGAAGAUGGAUUGCAGAAAUGGCGGUGGUCCAGUCACAACAAUAGGCAAAAGGCAAUCCGAUUUGAAGAAGUCUUUCAAGCUCGCCGUUCGCUCUCUUCUCACUACUUGUCCUACACAGGAAUUCAGCAAAGCGUUUCCAAAAUUUUCGAGUGUCGAGCAAGAACAUCUCCACCAGCUUUUUAUUCAGGUCAUUACCUCUUUACAUGGGAAUAUAGAGGACGAAUUUGAGUCUUUAUGCAAUGAAACACAGGUAGGAGAUGCCCUUGAUACCGUGGAGCAACUUGUGGAAGAACAAUCUCUUGACCAUUUGUCUUCAGAUAGGACUAAUGUAAUGGAUGCAGUGCACAAUUUUUCAGCAGCAAAGAAAGCUGAGAUCCAUUACUUAAGAGGCCUGCUGGAAAGGGCUGAAGAACAUAAUCGGCUCAUUCAAGCUCGGGUGGACCUACUUAGGAAUAAGACACAAGAAGUCCCGGACAUAAAAGAUGUUAUUGGGAAGUUGAGAGGUGGAAUUUUAAGUUACAAGGGAACACAAAAUGUGGAGCUUUAAAUGGUCUGCAACUGGUGGGGCUGGCAAAGUGUAUCUCAGACUGCAGUGACUGAGAAGCUGCAUGGAGCGGUUAAUAGUUACUGCAACAAUACGUAUUUGUAGUGAGAUGUUGUUAAACCUUUAGCGUGGUUGUGGGUUUAUGUUAAAACAUAAUUCUGGUGAUUGUUAUAACUAAAUACAUUGCUAGUUCUAAACGUACUUCUACUUGUUUGGGUAAAGCAAAAUGAGGAGUGUCGGGAUUUGAGUGAAGUAGAAAGGUGUAAAGUUGGAUUUAGACGGUAAGGCCAGCAAGAAUGAAUCAAAAAAUCGCAGUGUUGGAUUGA
This is a messenger RNA of Gossypium arboreum, 1111 nucleotides long. RefSeq lists its product as uncharacterized. The transcript is spliced from 8 exons. The coding region runs from base 246 to 788 and encodes 180 amino acids. Gene Ontology annotation, biological process: chromosome segregation. The record is from RefSeq and is a predicted model, not a curated record. Gene Ontology annotation, cellular component: MIS12/MIND type complex. NCBI's taxonomy places the organism in Eukaryota, Viridiplantae, Streptophyta, Magnoliopsida, Malvales, Malvaceae.